Procambarus clarkii (red swamp crayfish) is the source of this 1123-nucleotide messenger RNA. NCBI's taxonomy places the organism in Eukaryota, Metazoa, Arthropoda, Malacostraca, Decapoda, Cambaridae. The record is from RefSeq and is a predicted model, not a curated record.
UGUUCCACUCGCUGGAGAUCUUGGACACCUCGGGGUCCCACUGCUUCCCGGCCAUGCGCGAACUCUCGAUUCGCUCCGGACGAGCUUUCGUUAUCGUUUUCGCUGUCAACAACGAGCAGAGCUUCUACGAGGCCCAGGGCCUCUGGAACCUCAUUACCGAGGUCAAAGGCUACGACAACGUUCCGACGGUCCUGGUGGGCAACAAGGUGGACCUCUCGGCCGAGCGGGAGGUCAGCUGGGAGGAGGCCAACACCUUCGCUACAGACAUCAUGCCAAACGCUGCCUACGUGGAGACCUCAGCCAAGUAUAACCUCAAUGUCACCCUCGUCUUCAAGGAGCUGCUGGUGCUCACAUUCGGCAUCACUAAGGAGGAGAAGAAGGAGAGACGAAGCUCCCGUCUCCGAAUGUCUCUCAGCGACCUGUCGAUCACCGCGCGUCGCAAGUCAUCGGGCGCCAUGUCGACGGUCUCAGGCGCCACUCUCGCUACCAUCUCCGGCAUCUCCCACACCGGCAGCGCCCUCAGCGACGACACUCCCGACGACGAGAACGCCAACAACUCUCCCUCGACGCUGGCUAAAGGUGGUGGUAGUGGUAAUGGUGGUUGUAGGGGUAGUGGUGGGGGUGGUGGUUGUAGAGGUAGUGGUGGUGGAGGAGUCGGGUCAUGCGUUGGGGUAACCAGGUUGGUCAACCCUAGACAGGAGAAGUGUGUUAUAUUAUAAAGCAUGAUGAUGAGGUGAUGGUGGUAGAUGAGAUAAUGGUUGAUAGGGCGAUGGUGAAAGUCAUAGUUUGGUGGGGUGAUUAUAAUGGUGAAGGUGGUAGUUUGAUGGUGAAAUGUCGUUGUAACGGUAAACUAUUAUAGCUGAUGUUGUAAGGUAGCACAGAGGAAGCUAACCAUAAACAUACACGGUCGGCAAAUCAUACAGCAGAUCCGGGACCUUAAUACUCCCUGUAGAGCAAAUAUAUCAACUGUAUAGCAGACCUAUAUCAAGUGCGUAGCACACGUAUAGCAAUUAUAUAUAUAUUACGUGUACUGCUAGGUGUAUAUAAUCACGAUUAACAAAGAGUAUAUUACUGUAAAAACACACGUAUAUCAAUGUAUAACAGCUUACAUAUGUCAUAUAUA